Molecule: messenger RNA, 1987 nt
Organism: Sorghum bicolor (sorghum)
Lineage: Eukaryota; Viridiplantae; Streptophyta; Magnoliopsida; Poales; Poaceae
Product: putative kinase-like protein TMKL1
Exons: 2
Coding region: 294-1529 (411 amino acids)
Biological process (GO): protein phosphorylation
Molecular function (GO): protein kinase activity; ATP binding
Source: RefSeq, a predicted model, not a curated record
AGGCGACAAGAAUCUCUCACAAGACAGACAGACAGCCAGCCACGCACCUCUCCUCCGUAGGCCGUACCUCACCACACUUGCUACCUCCUCCUUCCUUCCUCUGCCUUCCCUCCGCGCGAGGAGAAAAGCAACUCAGCGGCGCACGGCAAGGCAAAGCAAACCAAGACCUCGCGUCGCUGCCGUGCCGUGCCUAUACCUUCGCCUUCGCCACGACGAACCUGACCUGAGAGCGCGGCGACCACCCCGGCCCACCGUCGCGUUUAUUUUACCCGCGACAGCCGGGCGCGCGGAAGAUGGAGAUGGCGGGGGCGGCCGAGGCGGACACGCCGUCCAAGGAACCCGUGCGGACGGGGCGGAGCAACACCAUCCUGCUACCCAUCGUCGGCAUCCUCUUCGCCUACCUCCUCUACCGCUUCCUCCGCCCGCGCCUCCGGGGUCUGCGCCUCGACCGCCACGUCCCGUCGUGGGUCCGCAUGCCCGCCUGGCUCCGCCGCCGCGCGCCCAUCAGCGGGAGCACCGUGCUGCCCUACUUCGCGCCCAUCGCCGACCGCCUCGGCGCGCUCCCUUACCUCGGCCCCUUCGCCGACCGCCUCGGCGUCGGCCCGCACCACCAGGGCACCGCCCAGGCGCUCGUCAAGUUCCCCGGCGGGGAGGCGCUGUCGGUGGCCGCCAUCCUCGAGGCGCCAGGGGAGGUGGUCGCCAAGUCCGCGCACAGCACGCUGUACCGCGCCGCCAUGCGAUCCGGGGAGGCCGCCGUGCUGCUCCGCUUCGUGCGCCCCGCCUGCGCCGUCGGAGCAGAGGAGGCAUACGCCGCCGCGCGACGGAUCGGCGCCGUCAGCCACCCCAACCUCGUGCCGCUCCGCGCGGUGUACGUCGGCCCGAGAGGCGAGAAGCUGCUCGUCCACCCUUUCUACGCCGCCGGCUCGCUCCACCGCUUCUUGCAAGAGGGAAUCGUGGAGUCGCACAGAUGGAACAUAGUUUGCAACCUUUCUCUUGGCAUUGCCAAGGGACUGGAUCACCUGCACACAGGCUUAGACAAGCCGAUGGUCCAUGGCAACCUCAAGACAAGCAACGUUCUUCUCGACGCCAGCUACGAGUGCAAGUUAUCGGACUACAGCCUCUACGUCCUGCUGAACCCCGCCGCCGCGCAGGAGAUGCUGGAGGCCUCGGCGGCGCAGGGGUACAAGGCGCCCGAGCUGAUCAAGAUGCGGGACGCCACGCGCGAGAGCGACGUCUACAGCCUCGGAGUGGUGCUGCUCGAGCUGCUGGCGCAGAAGGAGUCAUCAUCCGAUGACGGGCGGCCGAACCCGCGGGACAUCCUCCUCCCGGCCUCCUUCAAGAACCUGGUCCUGGAGCGGAAGAUCUCCGACGCGUUCAGCUCUGACCUCGCCAGGCACUGCAAGAGGUCCGGGAAGGAGAAGAACCUGAACGCGUUCUUCGAGCUCGCCACGGCCUGCUGUUCCCCGUCGCCGUCGUUGAGACCCAACACGAGGCAGAUUCUCAAGAGGCUCGAGGAGAUCGCGAGAUGAAUGGAUGGAUGAGUAGGUCUGGCAACUUGCUACUUAAUCAGCAUUGCUAUCUAUUGCAGCAUACCGUCGAUCUGAGAAGUGGGAAGCGUACGUCCUGCCCGAGCUAAAUGAACAACGUGUUUUGUGGUGGGCGGUUGGGGAAUGGGAUGCAUGUUUUCACAUCCAGUCCAGGAUUAGGAAUCUGUACUGUACAGUUUCACCGAGAUGCAGAGGUGGUGGUCAUCUGAAAACAUACAGGAUGUGCUUUCGGUGCAUGAGCAGCAGUACUAGACUGUGUUUCUUUGUGUUUUUAUUUUAUCCUGAAAGUGGAGAUGUACAAUCGUAGAGUACCUGAAGAGUUGUAAAAGACUGCUAGUGAGAAGGGUACGUGUUGUAUUUCCAUACAUUCAGAGAAAUUCUCCAUGUGGUGGAAUGUUCUCUACUUCUCUUUCAGACGCGUAUAACAAUGGUAUUUGUCA